UAAGUCUAAAGUAUCGAUAAAUAGCUAGAGAUCGAAAUAUCAAAAAUUAUAUUUAUUUGUGGUCUCAGCUUGUUUGAGAGUCCUCGUGUAAUCCCAACUAUUUAAUAAAAAUAAAAUAAAUAUGGGUGCUUUAGCAGAGGUUGCUGGCGAUGAAAAUAGCGGCGAGGGUUCACGCACGUUUGUGUUCCAAAAUGAAGGCCAUACUUUAGGUAAUGCUUUGAAAACCAUCAUUAGCCGCUAUCCGGAUGUGGAUUUUUGCGGUUAUACUAUACCUCAUCCCACCGAAAGCAAAAUGCAUUUCCGCAUACAAUCAAAUCAAAACAGAGCUAUUGAUAUUUUAAAAAGAGGCUUAGAUGAUUUGGAAUCACUUUGCGAUCAUACAAUUACCACAUUCGAGGCAGAAGUGAAAACGUAUAAUGAAACAAAUAAUAAAGCUGCAGUAAUAUAAUAUAUUUUAUUUUAAUUAUGUGUAUAAGCUUGUUUAUUAUAAUAAAUUAGAUAUAUAUAUUAAGCA
Messenger RNA from Zeugodacus cucurbitae (melon fly), 514 nucleotides. RefSeq names its product probable DNA-directed RNA polymerases I and III subunit RPAC2 (gene l(2)37Cg). The record is from RefSeq and is a predicted model, not a curated record. Gene Ontology annotation, biological process: DNA-templated transcription. The transcript is spliced from 2 exons. The coding region runs from base 122 to 448 and encodes 108 amino acids. Lineage: Eukaryota; Metazoa; Arthropoda; Insecta; Diptera; Tephritidae. Gene Ontology annotation, molecular function: DNA binding; DNA-directed RNA polymerase activity; protein dimerization activity. Gene Ontology annotation, cellular component: RNA polymerase I complex; RNA polymerase III complex.